AUGAUCGAGGAUGACUUUUACCGCGCGUCCUCACAAUAUCGCUUGUGGUCAUACACCGAGACCUCCCUCCAAUCUAUACGAAGUGCUACGAAUCAAAUUGCCAGUGACAGAGUGCGUGCCGCGUUACGUCGAGCUCGGGAGCAACAUCUAUCCAGCACAACAUCAGCUGCAGUCGAAUCUCAAUCUGAAGGUGCCACGGAAGAGAAAAAUAUCGAAUGCUUGACUCCAGAUGAGGAACUUGUGCUGGUCAGGUACUACUGUGAGAAGACUGUCGAGCUUGGGGAAACAUACAGACCACCUCUUCCCACCAAUGUCCGAGCCACAGCUAUUCAGUAUUUGCGGCGUUUCUACCUUACGAAUUCCCCUAUGACAUAUCAUCCCAAAUCCAUAAUGGCCUGCGCGCUCUUCGUCGCCACAAAGACAGACAACCACUACAUGUCAUUAAGGCAAUUCGCCGAGGGAAUCCCUGGCGACACCACCCCAGAGGACGUCAUUGCCCCCGAAUUCCUUUUGAUGCAGGGUCUCCGCUUCACAUUCGACGUCCGACAUCCCUUCCGUGGCCUCGAAGGCGGUGUCAUGGAGCUCUCGGCCAUUGCCCAAGGCCAAGGUGCAGCCGCACCCCAUCUCCCACACCAUACCUCUGAUAGUCUGAAGCGCGGCAUUCUCUCUCUUGCACCGCCGCCUAUCGCCUGCGCAUCCGUUCAUGAUCGAAUCGGCCGUGCUCACAGUGCUACUCGGGAACUUCUCAAAUCCGCCGCCCAAAUGACAGACGCCUACUUCCUUUACACGCCAUCACAAAUCUGGCUGGCGGCUUUGUUGGUCGCCGAUCGGCCAUUGGCCGAGUUCUAUCUCGACACAAAGCUCGGUGGCCCGCUAGACUCGACCAACGUAGGAGCCGAUGCUUCUUCCCAUCUCCAGAACCCUCUGUACGAGCUUCGUACGAAGCUGUCAAAGGUUUUGAUGGAUUGUGCGGCGCUCUUGCAGUCUUAUACGCCCCUCUCAUCGGACCCAGCCCAAAUGAAAAGUCUGAAGCGCAUCGCCAAGAAGCUGUAUCACUGCCAGAAUCCCGAAAAGGUGAACUUGAAGCGCGAUGUUGCCGCGCCACGAUUGAACCCGGCUGUUGACUCGGCGACGCCAAUGUCCGAGAGUGAGACAGAGCGUUUGGUGAAGAAGCGGAAAACGGAGUCGCAACAGAUCCAGCAAGAAGGACACAGCGUCUUCGGCCCAGAGCUGGUGCCGGACCGGACGAAGCACUAA
Messenger RNA from Penicillium diatomitis, 1257 nucleotides. Its product is annotated as TFIIH complex kinase subunit CCL1. The coding region runs from base 1 to 1257 and encodes 418 amino acids. The record is from RefSeq and is a predicted model, not a curated record. Gene Ontology annotation, biological process: regulation of transcription by RNA polymerase II; regulation of cyclin-dependent protein serine/threonine kinase activity. Gene Ontology annotation, cellular component: nucleus; transcription factor TFIIK complex. NCBI's taxonomy places the organism in Eukaryota, Fungi, Ascomycota, Eurotiomycetes, Eurotiales, Aspergillaceae. Gene Ontology annotation, molecular function: cyclin-dependent protein serine/threonine kinase regulator activity. The transcript is spliced from 2 exons.